Messenger RNA from Staurois parvus, 3650 nucleotides. The record is from the annotation of a GenBank genome assembly. Lineage: Eukaryota; Metazoa; Chordata; Amphibia; Anura; Ranidae.
AUGGAGGAAGUGCCAAGUGCUCUCUCUUCUUCCGUGGCAUUUGAAACUGAACUCAACCUUGAAAGCUUGGAGAGCAGUUCUCCUGCGUCUGUUGUGGAUGACAAAGAUCAAGUUAAUGAUGAAAUACUGAAAACUAUUAAGCCAACAAGUAAAGAGUUUAGGAAAACUUGGGGUUUUCGCAAGACAACAAUUGCCAAGCGUGAGCAGAUUAGUGACGUGGAUAUGGAUGCUUCCGAAUCCUCCCAGUCCACUCCUUCGCUCCGACGCAGCGGGAGGCAACCAAAGCGCACAGAGAGAGUGGAGGAGUUCCUGACAGCAGUCAGGAGGAACAGGGGCAGGAAGAUUAAUGCUCUGGAAGAGUCUAGUGAUAGGUCGUGUCCAGUGACAGAUGUUGAAACGGCAUCAGAAGGUAGUGUGGAAAGCACAACUGAUGUUAAGACUGACCCAAAACCCAAAAGUGAGGUUAAGAAGGAAGAGGAUGAUAGCUCAGAUAGUGAUGGCAUGACUCUGAAGGAGAUCCAAACUAGACUGAGAAGUAGACGCUCUGAUCCUUUGCCUGAGACUAUUCCAGUUCAGACUGUUCAAAUACCACUUGUAGAGGGUUCUGUCCGUACUAGGAGCGCUAAUCGAGCAGCUUUGCUUCAGCAGCUAGCUGCUGUUGUAAAGCAGGAACCCCAGAGCCAGGAUAAUACAGAAGAGGAGAAACCAGUACGAAAGGUAUCCACAAGAAGGCGACCAGAGGCUGAGAUCUACGACCCUAACACAUUGUAUUGCAUCUGCCGACAGCCUCACAACAACAGGUUUAUGAUCUGCUGUGACAGAUGUGAAGAAUGGUUUCAUGGUGAUUGUGUUGGCAUUACUGAAAGGCGUGGCCAGCUACUAGAAAGAGAUGGGGAGGAUUAUAUUUGCCCUAACUGUACUGUCCCACAAGGGCAUGAAGAUGGUAAUUCAGACAUUAACAAGAAGGAACAGUCAAUGACAGCCAAUAUCAUGCUUCAUUCUGGAGCCAACGCCAUGUCCUCUAUGGAGCAGAGCGCACCUGAUCAGGGGAUCAAGGGUAGAAUUGAGAAGGCUACACAUCCAACUGGCAAGAAAAAACUGAAAAUAUUUCAUCCUGUGGAGAUUCCGGACUUUGCUGAGAUGUCCACAGAGGUCUGUGAAACUACCGCGGUCUCUGAGGUUUCCACUACUUCUUCUGAGCCAUCGCAGUCUCAGGAUGUGGCCAAGUGCAUCGGACCAGGCUGUUCGAACCUUGCCCUUCGUGACUCUGUGUAUUGCAGCCAUGACUGUAUACUUAAACAUGCUGCGGAAACAAUGAAAUCACUUAGCGCCAGCAAAGACGCCAAGCCCAAGGAAAAGGUCAAGGUAAAAAUUGAGAAGAAGUCCCCACCACCCAAAUCCCAGGCUCCUUCCAAACCCACACUUGUGCAGAAGGCCUCUGCUGAGAAGACCGAAAUCCACAAGCAUAGUGUUGUAAUAACCCCGAAGGUAGAGACAGAAGGGUCCAGCGACGAGCCAUCGGAGUACGGCAGCAGCACACCUUCUUGGGAGAGCGACCAUAAUUACAUUGCUGUAAAGCCAGAAAAAACUGCUGCCAUUUCAUCCACACUAUUUUACAAAUCUGAGAAAACAGAAGAACCUGAAAAGAAACCUGCACCUCCCGCCCCUGCUCCUGCCCCAGCCCCUGUCCCUGCUUCUGUCCCUGCUUCUGCUCCUCCUGCUGCUUCUGUUAAAAAGCCACCACCCUCUCCAACGUCUUUGGCAAUGAAACCCAUCUCUGCUCUGCCCCGGAUCCCCAUGUUGAAGAAGGUCCCCAUUUCCCCGGUUUUAAGCAAGCAGCCACCAAAACAGUCUACCAUCAUCAGCGGCAUCAAACCUCUCCUGUCUCUAAAACCGAAACCCCACCCUCCUCCCAUUCUUCUCACUACAUCUGCUAUCAGUAGACUUCCAAAGAUACCCAAGAAGAUACCACCUCCAUCUUCUGCACCUGAUCCAAAGAAGAUGCCUACUUUAAACACCAUAAACAAGAAACCAGCAUCGGGGGUCUCUCCGGCCCACACGUCUUCCACGUCUGCACCUAGUACAUCAUCUUCAUCGGUGCCUAGUGCUCCACCUAAGCCAAUUCCCAGCUCAUCUCAUCCCGGACCCAAUAAUCAGAUCAGGCAGAACAUCCGCAGGUCAUUAAAGGAGAUCCUUGUCAAAAGGGUGAAUGACAGCGAUGAUCUGUCGAUGUCCGAGAACGAGGUGGGGCUUGUUGCUAUAAACAUUGAAAAAGAGAUGUUCAACCUUUUUAAAGACACGGGCAGUGGAUACAAGAGCAAGUAUAGGACCAUCAUGUUUAACCUGAAGGACCCAAAGAACCAGGGUCUGUUCCAGCGUGUUGUUCGUGGAGAAAUCUCAUCGGCAAAAUUGGUGCGCUUGAAACCCGAAGCCCUCGCAUCAAAGAGGCUUUCUUCCUGGAAAGAGAUGGAGUCAAAAACGACUGCGGUUCUGAAAACCAAGUCUCGUGUGGAACAUAAAAGCUUCUCAAGACAUUUCUUAGUAGAUAUGGAGGAAUCCCCUCCCAUGUCCGAUACUGACACGGAGCAACAAGAAGCAGCUCGUGUUCCUCCUCCAGAGAAAAGCACCUCGGCUCUCCCAGACAUAUUCAGCAGUAUGUUGGACGACACAACAAGCCAGCAUCGUGCCCAUCUGUUUGAUCUCAAGUGCAAAAUCUGUACAGGUCAGAUAUCUGCUGACGAUGAACCCCCAAGUAAACGCCAGAAAACCACCCCUACACCCAUAAAGAAGCCAGAGCCUAAAAUCAAACCAGAAGAUGAGCCACCUCCACCGCCUGAAGAGGAGUCUGAUACGCCAAUGGAGACCAGUCUGAUCAAAGACAGCAUCCUAAUGUGGUCCCUGAACCAGUUCGGAUGCCCAGUGCCUCUCCUCCACUCCCUCAGUCCCCUGUAGCUAGUCAGGCUCCCAUACUUCCUGUCCCCAUCCCUGUCACCACAGUCAUAGGUUCUGGCAGGGACCCCAGAAGAGCAAUUAAUCGGCCACCAGUAGCUGUUGCCACCCCUCCAGACAGCAGUCCAAGAACCACCCGGGAUCAAGAAGAAGCUUCAGCACCACCACAGCCUCCUCCUGUUGUUUCUGCUCCAAAGUCUAUCCUGAUGAAGCCAACCACCUCCGACAUCCGCUAUCUAACAUCAUCUUCACCAAACGUCAACAUGCCUGAUAUCAGGUCACCUCAAGAUGGAGACACCUCGCUCUUCCUCUCUCGUCUCAGCCCAAUCUGGAAGGGAUUUAUAAACAUGCAAUCUGUAGCCAAGUUUGUCACUAAAGCUUUCCCAGUGUCCGGUUCUAUCGAGUACUUAAACGAGGACUUGCCAGACACCAUCCACAUUGGAGGAAGAAUCUCUCCAAAGACUGUUUGGGAUUAUGUGGGCAAACUCAAAUCAUCUUUGUCAAAGGAGCUGUCGUUAAUCCGCUUCCACCCAGCCACAGAAGAGGAGGAAGUGGCCUACAUCUCCCUCUACUCUUAUUUCAGUAGCCGUGGACGUUUCGGGGUAGUGGCCAAUAACAACAGGCACAUAAAGGAUCUCUAUCUCAUCCCUCUGAGUGCCAAGGACCCAAUUCCAUCUAAACUGUUGCCCUUUGAGGGACCA